ACCGCGCGAAGCCUCACUUUCCCCGAAUCCCGGCCGCCGGGGACCGGAGUGGGGAAGUUGGGAGAGGGCGCCGAGCAAAAGUCCCACCCGGCGUGGGGGCUGGUGUGCGGGUCGCCGCGGGAGGGAGGCGCGGAAUAAAAGGGAAGCAAUGCAGAAAUCAGAGUGCCAUGGAGUUGUACAGUUGAGAAACAGAAAGGCAGGUAGCUGUGAUCAAAGGACAUCAUCAAGCAUGCAAAUAAAACAUAGGACUACAGUUCAACAAAGCAACUCCUCAUCUUCAAACAGUUCUCCAGAGACUGCAAGAAAAGUUCAUCCUCGACCAAGUGAUAAACUUAACCCCAAGACCAUUAACCCAUUUGGUGAACAGUCACGAGCUCCUUCUGCAUUUGCAGCCAUUUACUCUAAGGGAGGGAUUCCUUGCAGAUUGGUCCAUGGUUCAGUGAAACACAAAUUACAGUGGGAAUGUCCUCCUGAAAAUCUUCCAUUUGAUCCUCUUCUUAUUACUUUAGCUGAGGGUUUGAGGGAGACUAAACAUCCGUACACCUUUGUGUCAAAGGAGGGUUUUAGAGAAUUGCUGUUGGUCCAAGGAGCUCUUGAGAAAGCUGUACCUUUGCUUCCAAGACUGAUUCCUGUGCUAAAGGCAGCUCUGGUCCACAUGGAUGAUGAAGUGUUUGCAAGAGGACUGAAUGCUCUCGUGCAGCUGAGUGUAGUUGUUGGUCCUUCUCUAAAUGACCAUCUGAAACAUCUGCUUACAAGUCUUUCCAAGAGACUGAGGGAUAAGAAAUUCAAAGAGCCAAUCACCAGUGCAUUACAGAAGCUAGAACAGCAUGGUGGAAAUGGAAGCCUUAUCAUCAUCAAAUCUAAAAUUCCAACAUACUGCUCCAUAUGCUGUUGAAGAAGGGAGCCCACAGAAAUAUUGUUACUCCCUGGUGACAGGUGUUAAGUGCUGACCAUAGGUACCUUUGGAACCUUUUCAGAUUUACUUCCGUUUAUUCUUCUGUCAGCCACAGCCACCGUUCAUUAUUUACUACAUUAAGAUGAGUAUACAGUACCACUGAAUCAUAGUAAAAGUUAUUCAUCAACAACAAAAAUAGUAUGGUCAAUGAUGGAAAACUAUUAAAAACAGUUCUAUAAUAGUACAAUUUUGUGGGGUUGGUUUUUCGUAUUUUACAGUUUGGUAUGAACAACCAUUAUUGGGUUUAUAGCAGAUGUGUUUGUAUUUAUUUUCUAGUGCCUUUUUUUUUUUUUUAUAAUAGCCCUUUUCACAAUCAGUUUGUAGCUGUGUACUUAUUUUUAGACGUUUUUUCAUUUCUUGGGUUUUAUACUUAUCAAUGCUAUAGAAAUUUAAAGUAGUGGACAAGCAUUUGUGAAUUCACUGUUAAUUAUUGUCUGUAAAUAUGUAUUUUAUGGUGUAGGAUACUUGGAAAAAUUUCAUUCCAGAGUAUUCUAGUUUAAGACAUUUUUUUAAAUGUAUAAAUUCUCUUGUAAGUAUGUUAUUUAUUACACCUCUUUGAAACUAUCUAAACUUUAGAAGUUGUUUAUAUUUAAGUAAAUGUUAUUUUUGUAUCCCAUAGUCUGAAAAUACUGGAGAUACUCAUUUCAUGAAGAUACUCAGAAAUUAAAAUCUUAAAACUCUUAAAUGUACCCAGU
Messenger RNA from Neogale vison (American mink), 1650 nucleotides. It is a transcript of the gene PACRGL, whose product is annotated as parkin coregulated like. The coding region runs from base 149 to 895 and encodes 248 amino acids. Lineage: Eukaryota; Metazoa; Chordata; Mammalia; Carnivora; Mustelidae. The record is from RefSeq and is a predicted model, not a curated record. The transcript has 9 exons.